This is a messenger RNA of Procambarus clarkii (red swamp crayfish), 951 nucleotides long. NCBI's taxonomy places the organism in Eukaryota, Metazoa, Arthropoda, Malacostraca, Decapoda, Cambaridae. The record is from RefSeq and is a predicted model, not a curated record.
AUGGAAGAUGCCCAGACGACCAUGGAAGAGGCCCAGACGACCAUGGAAGAUGCCCAGACGACUAUGAAAGACUCAGACGACCAUGGAAAAUGCCCAGACGACCAUGAAAAAUGCCCAAACGACCAUAAAAGAUACCCAGACGACCAUCAACAGGAAGCAAGGGGCCCUCACACAGCAACAGGAAGCAAGGGGCCCUCACACAGCAACAGGAAGCAAGGGGCCCUCACACAGCAACAGGAAGCAAGGGGCCUUCGCACAGCAACAGGAAGCAAGGGGGCCCUCACACAGCAACAGGAAGCAAGGGGGCCCUCACACAGCAACAGGAAGCAAGGGGCCCUCACACAGCAACAGGAAGCAAGGGACCCCCUCACACAGCAACAGGGACCAACGGGACCCCUCACACAGCAACAGGAAGCAAGGGGACCCUUCACACAGCAACAGGAACCAAGGGGGCCCCUCACACAGCAACAGGGACCAACGGGACCCCUCACACAGCAACAGGAAGCAAGGGGCCUUCACACAGCAACAGGAAGCAAGGGGCCUUCACACAGCAACAGGAAGCAAGGGCCCUUCACACAGCAACAGGAAGCAAGGGACCCCCUCACACAGCAACAGGAACCAACGGGACCCCUCACACAGCAACAGGAACCAACGGGACCCCUCACACAGCAACAGGAACCAACGGGACCCCUCACACAGCAACAGGAACCAAGGGGACCCCUCACACAGCAACAGGAACCAAGAGACCCCCUCACACAGCAACAGGAACCAAGGGGACCCCUCACACAGCAACAGGAACCAAGGGGGCCCCUCACACAGCAACAGGAACCAACGGGACCCCUCACACAGCAACAGGAACCAAGGGGACCCCUCACACAGCUAGACACACAACCGGGCCAGAUCAUCCCUUGUCUUAUCUUCAUUCUGACAAACCGCUCCACUGCCCACUGA